Molecule: messenger RNA, 2340 nt
Organism: Laccaria bicolor S238N-H82
Lineage: Eukaryota; Fungi; Basidiomycota; Agaricomycetes; Agaricales; Hydnangiaceae
Exons: 11
Coding region: 1-2340 (779 amino acids)
Biological process (GO): endocytosis; actin cortical patch localization; actin filament organization
Cellular component (GO): actin cortical patch
Molecular function (GO): phosphatidylinositol binding; ubiquitin binding
Source: RefSeq, a predicted model, not a curated record
AUGAAGAAGUUUUUCGGACACAACAAAUCAAAAGCCACAAAAGCAUCCAGAGAUUUCGCUGCGCCUGGCAGUCCAGAGAAGCAUGCUACAACUACCAAUCAGGUCCAGAAUCGAGAACAGCCCCUGCCUCCGCCUCCGCAAUCCAUAGAGCGCUGGGAUGUACUUGCGCCCUACUCAGAACAAGGGCAUCUCCCCAAUCCGCUUCCGCCAGGAAUGCCCGUUUCCCGCUCAUCAUCCUUCAAUUCUCUCCCACCAGGCGCUUCGCCACCGCCUUCCUCGAAUCCUAUGCCUCCCCCGGUACGAUCUCCGUCACCGGCCAUGACCAACACGUCCAUCAUAUCCAGUCGCCCAGGUCACCAGCAGAAAGAUCACGGCAGGACGCUGAAGAAAGGGCUGACCCCUGCACCUGUUGCGUUGGGUAUCCUGCGGUCGCUAGAUCCCCCACGCGCAGAUAUCAACAACUAUAAUUCGCGAUCAAAUUCAGAGGACUACGUUUCGGUUGAGCGGUAUACGCAGUCCGAUCAUGGGCACCGGGACUUCAAUAGAGAUCAUCAUGUAGAGAAGAAGGAAAAGCGGAGUUUCUGGAAUAGGGAUAAAGAUAAGGAGAAAGAGAAGGAGAAAGACCGGGAGAGGGAGAAGGCGAGGGAGAGAGAUGGGAGGGGUGACUAUGGCCGAGAUAGCCGUAGAGAUGAGGAGACUCAGCCUGAGCUUACACGGAUGAUUGGAUAUCUUACCGCUACAGCGUCAGAGGACUGGGGCCUCGUAUUGGAGGUCUGCGAUCGAGCAUCUGCGAAUGAAGCUAACGCCAAAGAGGCCGUUCGAGCCUUGAGACGCGAAUUCAAGUACGGUGAACCACCAGCGCAAUUAUCGGCUGCAAGGCUAUGGGCCAUUAUGUUGCGAAACUCGACUGAUGUUUUUAUUUCCCAAUCAAUGUCUCGUAAAUUUUUAGAAACCUUGGAAGAUUUGCUGUCGUCGACACGGACAUCACCCGUCGUUCGAGAGCGCCUCUUGGAGGUUGUUGCCGCUGCUGCUUAUGCAAGUGGAAGCAAACGGGAUGGCAGAGGUGAUAGAGAUGGCUUCAGGGGAUUGUGGCGAAGAGUGAAACCCUACGACAAACCCGACGAGGGCAUUCCUUUUGACACUGAUGAUGCUAUGUUCCAGCCCCCAGCAUCAGGAAGGCUGUCUCAAUAUGAGGUUCCAUUGGUGUCAUAUCGAGAGAAUCCUCCGCGUAAAAGGCGAUCUCCGGUGCGGAACCGCAUCAUACCACCAGAAGAAGAUAUGCGUCGGUUGCUGGAAGAAUGUAAAAUUGGUCAAGGAAAUGCUCUCCUGCUCGCCGAAGCUUUAGUCGUGUGCAAGCCUCAAGAUUUGAAGAAAAAGGGCAGUGUUAUACCAGAAUUCUACGGAAAAUGCCAAUCCUCUCAAGAGCUUAUCUUUGCUCAAAUUGACUGGGCUUCUGCCGGUGCUGAACGGUCUAGGCUUGCAAAGGACCAAGAGCGGAAGCGUACUUUUUCAAUCGAGUCGAAUAAGCCUCAUCAUGACGGCGAUGAUUUGCCGAUUGAGCAGACGGUGGAGGAGAAACUUCUUGCGGCGCUGCUUCAAGCGAAUGCAGAGUUGGUAGAGGCUCUGAAGCAAUAUGAAGACCUCGAAAGGGUUGCUAUGGAGCGAAAGGCUGAAAGUCGUAGCCGUAAGGAGACUCGAAUGAAUCGAAGGGAAUUGGAGCAAGAAAAUAGCGUCGACGAUUUUGUUGGCGGUUCGAAAUCUCGGAGCCCUUCUCCAUCACCACCAUCUUCAGAUUCACCUCACCGAACCGCCCUUGCGCAGCCUCGACCUCAUCGUAUCUCACCCGCAAAUAACGAUUUUGAGCCAGCCCAUAACCUCGCUCCACCGCCAGCGCCGCAUGGACCUCGACCGCCUGGUCAGCUCUCUACUCAUUCAAGAACACCUUCUCCAGGGACAGAGCCUUACACAGCAACUAAUGGAUAUGACCACCAUCUGCAUGAAGACGUAGAUUCAUUGUACCUCCAACGUGACCAUUCACCAACACCUAGAAAUUAUGACGAUGAGGGAGGAUAUCCUGAAGGGCCAAGUGCGAAAGCGCUUGGAAAAAGAAAGGUUGUUGAGGAGGCUCAGGAAUCUAUUACGUCAGAUAAUGGGGACGACCUUGAGAAGGAUCACACAUACCCUGGGGACGAUCCUGGCGACUCUGAUUUGGACGAUAGCAUUGAGACUCGCUGGCGAAGUCCUCCAGUGAAGUAUGUUUACGAUGCAGCGGCAGAGCGGACACAGCAGAGGCUCAGGGAAGGACUGGAACAUGGACAGGUUGUUAAUGGGGUUCAUUGA